AUGUCUGAGGCUAUGGACUAUGAAGAGUCUAUAGUGGAAUCCAAGGACGCCCUCUACCUCAUCCUCCUCACGGUUUGCAUUGGAGGCCUGCAGAUCGUCUGGUCUGUCGAACUCUCCAAUGGAUCACCAUAUCUGCUAUCUCUGGGGAUGAGUAAAGCACUGCUUGCGUUUGUUUGGCUUGCAGGGCCCUUGACCGGCGUACUUGUUCAGCCCUAUGUCGGAAUUCUGAGUGAUCGAUGUCGAGUCCCAUGGGGCAAAAGGAAACCCUUCAUGAUUGCUGGAACGCUGGGCACCGUUGCUUCUUCGAUGAUCCUCGCAUACGCCCGCGACAUUAUUAGGGUUCUUGGAGGGCUUGCCAGGGAUGCUCAGUACACUGGAGGUUACAAGACCGGGACCAUCAUCCUUGCUACAAUCAUGAUGUGGUGUCUGGACUUUUCCAUCAACACUGUUCAAGCCGCCAUUCGCGCUUUCAUCGUCGACAACGCCCCUUCCCAUCAACAAGAGUCAGCCAAUGCUUGGGCUUCCCGCAUGACCGGCGUUGGUAAUGUGUUUGGCUAUGUCUUUGGAUAUCUGAAUUUGCCGCGUUAUUUCAGCUUCUUUGGGAACACCCAGUUCAAAGUCCUGGUUGUUCUCGCAUCCAUUGCUCUGAGUUCAACUGUCUUAAUCAGCAUCCUGGCCAUCAAGGAGCGCAAUCCACAACUUGACCCUCCUUCCAAAGCAGAUUACGAAUCAGGCGGGUUACUAUCCUUCUUCAGACAAGUAUUCAGUUCCAUGAGGCGCCUGCCACCUCAAAUCCGCAAGGUCUGCGAGAUACAGUUCUGUCAGUGGUUAGGAUGGUUUCCUUUUCUCUUCUACAUCACAACUUACAUCGGCCAACUGUACGUUGAUCCGCAUCUCAAACCUGGGCUUUCGGACGAUGAAGUGGAGAAGUUUUGGGCCAAGGCUACUCGGAUUGGGACGCUUGCACUGUUGACCUAUGCUAUCGUCUCGUUCUCGUCGAAUAUAAUUCUGCCUUUCUUGGUUGUACCCACGUACAAAUCCAACGGGAGGCAUGAUGCCGAAGAAUUUACGCGACCAAUCACUCCGACCUCCCCUAUCGGCACGAGAUCACUAGAGUUCCCUUGGAAUGAACGGCCUAUACUAAGUCGCUCUCAGACCAGCUUAUCGAUGAAUCGGUCACUCCCUAACCUUGUCCCCAGCACGUCGCCCGAUAAUCCUAGCGGUCUGAGGAAGUGGUUGGACAAAUUGCAAAUCCCAGGGUUAACCUUGCGACGAGCAUGGUUGAUGUCUCAACUCCUCUUCACGCUAUGCAUGUGGAGUACUGUGUUUAUAUCUACACCGUUGGCAGCAUCUAUCAUGACCGCCUUGGUCGGAAUCUCCUGGUCACUGAGCCUUUGGGCACCAUUUGCAUUGAUCUCGGCCGAGAUUUCACGACGUGACGAAAUGAGACGGAAGAAGCAUCGGCAGCGACUGAUGAACGGAGAAGACCUUGACGAUAUCGAUGAUAAAGAAGCAGAGCAGGAGGAUCAAGCUGGUAUUAUCCUCGGACUGCACAACGUGGCCAUUAGCGCUCCACAAAUUCUGGCGACGUUAAUCAGCAGCGCCGUUUUCAAACUGCUUCAGAAGCCCCGAAACGAGCCGGGCGAUGUUAGUGUGGGGUGGACGUUGAGAAUUGGUGGACUCGGAGCACUGGCAGCCGCGUUCAUCACUUGGCGGAUGAAAGAACCUGUGAACGAAGAUGAUACAGAGAACUGA
Molecule: messenger RNA, 1755 nt
Organism: Fonsecaea monophora
Lineage: Eukaryota; Fungi; Ascomycota; Eurotiomycetes; Chaetothyriales; Herpotrichiellaceae
Exons: 2
Coding region: 1-1755 (584 amino acids)
Cellular component (GO): membrane
Molecular function (GO): sucrose:proton symporter activity
Source: RefSeq, a predicted model, not a curated record